Messenger RNA from Sphaeramia orbicularis (orbiculate cardinalfish), 4675 nucleotides. RefSeq lists its product as uncharacterized. The coding region runs from base 778 to 4248 and encodes 1156 amino acids. Gene Ontology annotation, biological process: leukocyte chemotaxis; induction of positive chemotaxis. Gene Ontology annotation, molecular function: CD4 receptor binding; cytokine activity. NCBI's taxonomy places the organism in Eukaryota, Metazoa, Chordata, Actinopteri, Kurtiformes, Apogonidae. The transcript is spliced from 7 exons. The record is from RefSeq and is a predicted model, not a curated record.
AAUGUCAUCUUGUUACGUUUCACACAAUUAUCUGAACUGUAUCUCCUCUCCCUUGAGCUAUGAAAUGCUGAUGUCACAUGUUGUAGACCAAGAAAUGGGGUUUGAAGUGUCGGGAGGGUGUGUAUGUUAGCAUGUGUGUGUGUGCACUCCCCACUGAGACGUUUAGUGGGUGACACAUUGAACUGAAGUCAGGAAUGCUACCCUGUGAGAAGAGGAAAAGAGGGAGAAAACAACAAUGGAAGGGGGAGGAGAGAGAGAGAGAGACAGACAGAGAGAGAGAGAGAGGAAGAAAUGAAAGAGUACAAGAGGAUAAACCAGUGUGGCAGGUUUGCGUCACUGUACGCAGUCCAUCAUGCAAAGCUGAUGGAAAGAGAAGAAGACGGAGAGAGGGGAGUUAGGAGCUGAUGUCACUGCAGAGCGCUGCCUUUUACACAAACCUGUGUCAACAACAUGGUCUAGGACGCCUUUCCAAAAAAAGGCAAUGGGAGCUGUUUGCUGAGGUCGUGCUGAGAAGCAGAGGACAUCUGGGGACAAAACAACAAAAAGAGGAGCCCAGAGGAGUCAUCACUUCUAUACCACAUAACGGAGACCCAUCAGGGUCAUUGCCCCUUUUUCAUCAGAGGAUUUGUGUCACUGGAAAAAUCUAUCGGCAAUAUCUUAUUGCUUUUUCCACAGUGCAAUUAAAAAGACAAUUACAUUGAAUCUCUUAAAUAUCAAGUUCUCUUUUUGGGAUUUGGCACUUGACAGGAGGUUGUUAACGUUGUUUACUCUCAGACAAUGGACUUGACCUUGCUCUCUGCUCCAGUGAGCGACUACAACAAGCAGAGGACAGGAGCUCAUUUCACUGUCCGAUCAGCAAACUCCCCAUCUUACAGUCUCACCCGCAGACCAGGUAUUAGAAAAUCCAGGACGCUGUGCCAGGAGGACAGAGAAGACACUGAGGAAGUUGGAAAUAGAGACAGACAUGGGACGAAUGGUGCAAGCAAAGAGGAUCGCUCAGCGUCUGGUUGUCAAAGUAGGACCUCAGGCUACAGCAGUGUCAGACGUCAGAGUGAGGAGAGGGAAAUGUCAGACCAUAGACUGUCCACCAAGAUGAACCAUAAUGGCAUAGCAGGCAAAACAAGCACAGAGUCUGGCACUGACAGAAGUGUAAACUUUGCAUCUGAAAGCCGGGGCAGGACAGAAUGGAGGAGAUCCAACCUGACAAGCAGAAGUAAGAGUUUAGACUGGAGAGCAGGGGGGAGAAGCCCUGAGCGUUGCACCAGGACUGACAUGUUGUCAAGAAAACCAGGAGAGGACGUCAGUAAACAGGUUCGAGGAAAUGACAGCGUGAGAAGCAGGGUAAUGUCAACGGUACAGGCUUAUAACUCUGCAGGUACAAGUACUGACUCAGACCAGACUUUGGACAGAGCCAGCAGAGGUCAUUCCCUGCCCUCCAAGUUGAGGAGCCAAUCUAAGGAGGUAGCUGCUUCAUUUGGGCCCAAAGGAGGUCAGAGUAUAUUGGAGCGGAUAGAGAAACUCUUCGGGUCGUCUGGUUUGAGUAAAACAGAAGAUCACAGCAAAACUAGGCACUUAUCUGGGGGAACCUUUCCAAGGCGUUUUUCAUCAGAGAGAGAGACGUAUAAUCUGAGUCCAGGGCAAACUAGGGAAUCAUUCAGCUGGUUAUCUCCAAAAGAUCCCAUAUCUGCAGAUUCUGACGCACUGUUUUCCCCUGGGACAAGUAAGACCAGGGUAACAUCAGGAUCAGGAGGGGGACAGUGGCAAAGACCAAUCAGUGGCAGGCACUUUGAUGAAGGGAGUGUUUACCAAGGUAGAGGGUGGGAGGAGCUGGGCACAAGGUCUCUGGAUAGAGCCAGGAGUAAAUACACUAUAGCAGCCAAAAUCAGAGCUGCUCGAGCUGCAGAAGAAAGUGCACCCCCAGCACAUUCACACACUUUCCUAAAAGAGUUAUCAGAGGUGUCUGAUAAACAUCAAUUUGCUUCAAGACCGCAAGGACAAAAUGGAAGCAAAGAGAAAGACGGGACAAACAAUGAAGAAAGAGAGAGUGAAACAGAUGGUUUGAGUGGGGUGUUAAAAGAAAGAAAUCCUAUUAAAAUGGAUCAAAUUAAGGAGCAGAAACAAGAGAAAAUGACAGAGGGUGAGUUAAAAGAAGAGAAAAAAAGAAAAGACACUGAUCUGAAGAGAAGUAGAACUGAUGAAGAAGACGUGUUUGAGACAAAUCCACUGAAAAUCAGACUCAAAACAGUUGAGAAGAAGUCAUUUACCAAUAAGUCAUCCGCUCCUUCUGCAGCUAAUGUCAGAAAUAAAAUAAAUCAGUUUGAAGCUCUGACACAGAGAGCACAGGGUUUGACCACAGGCCAGGUCCUGAUACCCAGACGGACUUUUUCUGUGCCAACACACCUCAGCAGGGCCUACGAUGGUGUGAAGAAGAGUGGGUCAGCAAAAGCAAUAGGAGGACUGAAAGACAAGUGGGAGGGACUGAGGGAGAGAGAGGAAGACAAAAUGUCAAACACGCACAAGAAGUUUGGGUUUGAGAGAGUUCUGCAAGAGACCAAAACUGAAAACCCAGACCAGAGCAAGGAGGUCCAGAGGGGGUUGAACCUUAGGUCAAUGUCAGUGGAUGAAGCUGGACUAAGAUUAACAAAUAAAGAAAGACGAGGUACUGAUGUAGCAGACAAGGAAGAAAAAAAUGUCAACACUGGUAACAAAUGUUCAGAGGAUUUGGGUAAAUAUUCCAGACUAAAGGAAACACUAGACAUCCCACUGCAUGGAGGUUCACAAACACAAAAUUCUGUAAAGUUUUAUGUGGAUGAGACAGAUUUUUCAAAAGUCUCAAGCCCCAAAGAAGUGAAACAGAAACUUACAACUGACAGUACAACGUCUUCAUUACUGUCAGACUGUGGAGAUACUUCUACUGGUAUGCUUCAACGCUCUGAGCCCUCUGAGCCCUCUGGUCUGCAGAAUACACCUGUUAGUGAUGAUGAGAAGACUCCCACUAACACCCCAGACAACUCACCCUUCCUGUCCCCUGAUCCACAACCACAAAUGUCCAGUCCCUUUGGGGAAAAUGAAAAUGAAGACAGCUCUGUCUUCAUACAGGAAGCCAAACCUCUGGACAGUGAAUCCACACCCACUCCUCUCGCCACCUCCUCGUAUAUCACCCUACCUGACCUCAUCUCUCCAGAUUCCAACCAAGUCCUUCCAAAAGGGAAGAAACGGGUGCUGGACUUGGAUGCUUGGGUUGCUGGCUUAAAUCCACAAAUUAAGGGAUGGGAGGAUGAUGAAGAUGAUGAUGAUGAUGAUGAUGAUGAUGAAAGUACACAGAAGGAUGAUGAUUCAAACUAUGAUUCAGACUCUGGAGAAUCCUCAGUGACCAUCACCAGCAACAUGAGCCAGUCAGACCACAAGAGCUUCAGCGUCAGUCUUGCAGAUCUGUGUAACUUUGCUGGAAUGGACUACGAAUCAGAGACUGAUAGUGAUGAAUGGCAGUCAACAGGCCGCCGCUCAGCCUCCUUGAGUUCAGAUGUGUCUGCUCUGUCCUAUGUGUCUGUGAUGCCCAGCGAGGAGCUUGACAGGCUGAUAGAUGAUGUGAAAGGCCUGGGGGACAACGCCCUCCAGGGGUGUGAAGAUGUGCAGGUGGUUGUUCUCCAUAAGGACGUGGGAGUGGGACUGGGCUUCAGUAUGGCAGGAGGUGUGGACCAGAACAAACCAGUCACUGUUCACAAAGUGUUUCAUUCAGGUGUGGCCGCCCAGGAAGGCUCCAUACGAGAGGGGGACCAGGUCUUAUCAAUAAAUGGUACAGCUUUAGGGGGUUAUGCCCACUGGGAGGCCCUGAGGGUCCUGAGACGGGCAAAGAGCCGUGAGAUGGGGGUGGUGGUCCUGAAGAGAGGUGGGAUUACCACUGUCUCAAAGGGGAGCGUUUUGACAAAUAAUCAGGAACCAACACCAACUGAAGACACUGAAACAGGUGAAUGUGUGUGUGUCCAGCUGGAGAAGAACAACAGGGACCUGGGCUUCAGUCUGGAGGGAGGAGUAGGCUCCAGUAUGGGAAAUAAACCACUUUCUGUACAGAAGAUCUUCCAAGGAGGUCCUGUUGACAAAGUGUGUCCUGGUGAUGAGGUACUGGAGAUUGAAGGUUUGAGUGUGGUGGGGAUGAGACGUCUGGAGGCCUGGACUUUGAUCCGAAAACUUCCUCCUGGUCCUGUGAACGUGGUUCUGCGCCGAUCCUCUAAACACCCGAAUACAUGAGGAUUAAUGAAGUGCUUUAUGUCAGCUAAAAUUCAGGGAAAGAUAUUGGAGAAAGUCAUAAAACCAUUUGAUAUGAAUUAACUGGGGCAGUAGAUUUUCCUUUUAGAUAAUCUAUAUACAGUAACAAAGCUAAUAGGAAAAUAACAUUAGUAAUCAGGUAGACGGUGUUAACUCUUUCAUCUUUAUAGAUUACAUCUACCUCAUGGCCCUGGUCAUUAUUUUAUCAGCCAUAAUUCCAGUGCACUGAUGAGCUCACACAUUUAUCAUGUUUGACACCUGCAGGAAAAGAUAGAAUGGCCAAAUACAAGCCAGUGAUGCGCCACCUGUAUGGAAAAAAUGUUGUUGCACAUUAAGUAUUAUAUUGUAAAUAAAAGCUAAUUGCAUUAAGAGUUUAUAUUGAUUUUUAAUAAAUUCUAACUUGCAUAAA